AUGUUAUUAAAUAUCACAGAUAUAUUAUUAUGGACGGGCAAUAAUCCGAAUCAAAAAAAUAUUCAUGAUGCACAACGGAUUUUAUCUGCUGGGCAUUUAUUUAAAUGUGGAAUUAAUAGUGAAAAAAGUGAUAAUAAUGUGAUUGUAGUUACCGCGCUUUGUAUACAAACGUCACACAUGAAAGAAAAGCCGCACGAAAUAAAUGCAAAAAUUAGUAAAGCCGGGAAAAUAAUUGCAAUUACUUGCUCUUGUAAGGCAGGAUUAGGAGAAAUGUGUAAACACGCAGUCGCAACAUUAUUUUAUUGUUAUCGUAAAGGAGAUGACUUGGACAUAUUCUCAUGCACGGAUUUGAAGUGUUCCUGGAGAACGGCACACACCAAUGCCUUGAAAAAAUAUGAUCCUGCUCCAAUCACUGAUCAUCCGUGUUUUUCAAAAUCAAAAGUAGACAAAUUCUUUCAGAAUUUGAAUAAAAGUUCAUCGAGUAAUACACUUGCUGAUGAUGUAUCAUCAGAAGAUGAUUCAGACUCAAAUUCGAUGAUAGCUGAUGAUAACAUUACUGUUAUGAAAAAGUCUAAUUCUUCUAAAAAAUCAAAUGAAGGUCCUAAAUAUUUAUUACAAAAUCCAACGCCCGAGCAAUAUGCUCUAAUGUUUGAAAAAAUAAAACAAGGACUUCCAGAAUCGGCUUUUACAAAACACUUAUUAGGCAAACAUGAACCAAUAGUUGUGCGCAAAAAUAACACUCCAAGUAUUAGUGAUGAAGAGAAAGCAAUAAUAUCUGCAAUUUUCCUUAAUCAAAGAACUGAACUCAUGGAGGAUAUUAAAAAUACUAAAGUAAACUGCGCACAAGAGUGCUGUAAAAAUACGAUGAAGGAUUAUUAUGAAGAUUUCGAGGCUAUUUGUGCUAAUACGAAAUUAAAUUAUGCUGAUUGGCAUAAAGCUCGUAGAUUUCGAAUUACAGGUUCGGUUUGCUAUAAGCUUUACACAUACACUAGAAACAAAAAACCUGAUUGGAAAAAGCAAGCUAAGGAGUUAUUUGAUCCAACUAGUUUCACGAGUGAAUACACUGAAUAUGGCAAAAAAACAGAGGCUGAAGCUCGCUCUCUAUUUAUUGAAAAAGUUAAAAAAACAGUCGUAGAAACAGGCCUCGUAAUUUCAAAACAAAAUCCUUGGCUGGCUUAUUUGCCUGAUGGCAUUAUUUUGACAGAUGGUGUUCCUAGUGCUUUACUUGAAAUUAAGUGUCCUUUCAAAGGAAAAUCUAAAGGUAUUAUUGAAACUGUGCAAUCUGAAGUAAAGAAAAGUCUGAACCAGGAAGAAGAAAAUGUCGUUUUAAAAGAAAAACAUAAAUUUUAUGGACAAAUUCAACUAGGCAUGGCUGUGCUAAAUGUUAAAAAAACAUUUUUCUUUUUUUACUCGUCAUUUGAUAAAGAUGUUUUCGUAAUUAGUGUCGAUUUUAAUGAAAAUUACGUAAAAAUUAUGAUGAAGGCUUUAAAGUUUCCGUUUUUUGAACAUUUAUUGCAUGAAGCGUGUUUACUUAAAAACAAAGAUGUAGAAACCAAAGAAUAA
Cotesia congregata is the source of this 1563-nucleotide messenger RNA. NCBI's taxonomy places the organism in Eukaryota, Metazoa, Arthropoda, Insecta, Hymenoptera, Braconidae. The record is from the annotation of a GenBank genome assembly.